This is a messenger RNA of Cajanus cajan (pigeon pea), 1522 nucleotides long. Its product is annotated as nucleoside-triphosphatase. The record is from RefSeq and is a predicted model, not a curated record. Gene Ontology annotation, biological process: nucleoside diphosphate catabolic process. Gene Ontology annotation, molecular function: nucleoside diphosphate phosphatase activity. NCBI's taxonomy places the organism in Eukaryota, Viridiplantae, Streptophyta, Magnoliopsida, Fabales, Fabaceae. Gene Ontology annotation, cellular component: membrane.
AAAACGGUUCUGAUGUGGCCAAAGUGUGUGAGUGGCCAAAAACAUGGAGUUUCUAAGCCUCAUCACUUUUCUACUCUUCCUAGUGGUGCCAGCAACCUCUUCUUCCCAAUAUGUGGGGAACAAGCUACUCAGUAAUCGCAAGAUAUUCCUAAAGACGGAGAACACAACCUCUUAUGCUGUGAUUUUUGAUGGUGGUAGCACCGGGACUCGUGUGCAUGUCUUCCAUUUUGACCAGAACCUAGAUCUCCUUCCCGUUAACGAUAGUUUUGAGUUUUAUGAUAAGAUCACACCAGGUCUAAGUUCUUACGAGGAUGAUCCUGAAGAAGCUGCAGAAACUCUCAUUCCACUUUUGGAGGAAGCAGAAAGCUUGGUCCCUGAGGACUUGCGCUCCAGUACCCCCGUUAGGCUUGGAGCAACUGCAGGUUUAAGGCUGUUGGAAGGGAAUGCUUCUGAGCUAAUAUUAGAAGCGGUUAGGGAUAUGCUGACUAACAGAAGUUCCCUGAGCCUAGAAUCUGACGCAGUGGCUAUUCUUGAUGGAACCGCCGAAGGUUCUUAUAUGUGGGUGGCAAUGAACUAUCUAUUGGGAAAUUUGGGGAAAAGCUUUUCACAGACGGUGGGAGUUGUCGAUCUUGGAGGUGGAUCAGUUCAAAUGGCAUAUGCAGUCUCAAGCAAUACAGCUGCAAAUGCUCCAGAAGCACCAGAUGGUGAAGAUGCAUACAUACAGACACUUGUAGUUAAUGGAACAACUUAUAACCUCUAUGUUCACAGUUACUUGUACUAUGGUAAAGAAGCAUCGCGUGCAGUGAUUAUGAAUGUCACCGGUGAUUCAUCUAACCCUUGCAUUUUAGCCGGUUAUAAUGGGACCUACACAUAUUCGGGAGUUGAAUACACGGCCUUGGCCUCCACUUCUGGCUCUGAUUAUGACGAAUGCAGAGAGAUAGUUCUUGAAGCUCUCAAAGUGAACGAGACAUGCUCAUAUAAGAAUUGCACUUUUGGUGGGAUAUGGAACGGUGGUGGAGGAAGUGGACAAAGCACUCUUUAUAUCACUACAUCUUUCUAUUACCUGGUUAUAGAUUCUGGUAUAGUUGAUUCAAAUAAAACCAGUGCCACAAUUUAUCCUGCGGAAUACAAGAUUGCAGCUGAGAAGGCUUGUCAAGUAAAACUUGAGGAUGCUCAAUCCACUUAUCCACUUCUGGACGAGGAUGUACUUCCAUACAUUUGCCUCGAUCUUACGUAUCAAUACACGUUGCUCGUCGAUGGAUUUGGCCUAGAUCCAUAUCAAGAGGUUAUAGUGGCAAAUGAAAUUGAAUAUCAAGAUUCUCUUAUAAAGGCAGCAUGGCCUCUAGGCAGUGCCAUAGAAGCCAUAUCUUCUUUGUCUUCGUUUAAGCGAUUGAUGUAUUUUAUGUAACAUAUCUAGAGAGUUUGAGCUAUCUCUACUAAAUAAAAUGAAGCUCGCCUCUUCCUAUCCUUUAUUCCAUUGUGUAUAACGAGAUCAUCUUUUCCGUUAGAUUCAUUUGCCAAU